CGAUCUAUUUAUUUGCAUUAGUAAACACUUCGGGGAAACAUUUUAAUCAUGUUGAUUUCGAAGCAGUCUUUCAAUAGCACUUGAUUUUUGCAGAACAACUAUCUACUGUAACUACAGGACAGGGGGAUUCAGCUGUCAUUUCAACCCUUCUCACUGUGGAGAGGCGACGCGUCUUGCUUUCACGUCACGAAGUAAAUAGCGGACAGGGCAGCACAAUCAUUCGGGGCAAUGAGGAAAUGGACAUCUGAUUCGUGAUUGACUCGUUGGACAGCUCCGAAUCUCGUUUUAUUGAGUCAGAGAAAACAUAAUCGAGUUUGCCAUGGGCCCGGUUCUCUUCGUGGCUGGAGUGUGUCUGCGUCGUUACCUUCGACCUCGGCCAAGCCAGAGCUGGUGUUCCCCACACCAUGUGAAACUCACUGAGAAGGAGCGAGCGCUGGCCCAUUUCUAUGGCUUUGUCUACUUCAGACAAGUCGAGGACGCCACCGUCAAAAGAGGCUACUUUCAGAAGUCUCUUGUACUGGUGUCCAGACUACUGUAUGCCCACCUCUUUCAGUCCUUGCUGCAGAUCAUAGCUCCAGAGUAUUUUGAGAAGUUGGAACCUCACCUUGAAGCAGUGUGCAACGAGAUUGACCAAUGGCAAUCUCCGGUGCCAGGGCUGACACUCAACCUACCUGUGAUGGGCGUGGUCAUGCAGGUCAGGAUCCCAUCCAAAAACGACAAACCUGGGGGGAGCCCGGUGAAACGAGCACAAAAGGAGGUGUUUCCAGUCCUUCCUGAUCCACCUGCAGAUCCUCUGGGAGCUCAUGCUGAUCGGGGAGCCCGUGGUCAUCAUGGCACCCUCUCCUACUGUCUCCUCGUAAACUGUGCUGGCCCUAGCGAGCUCGAUUGCUCCACUGCAGUAUUGCUGUGAUUACAGGCCCUAUUUCACCAUACACGACACUGAGUUUAAGGAGUAUACCACUACGACACAGGCACCGCUUACUCUAAACACUGUGUUUAUACUCUGUCAUACCCAAGGGGCAAGUCAACUCACCCUGCUCCCUUUCUCUCGACCCUCCAGUCCCUAUGUGAUUCUGGGGUCACUAAUCCCUUCUUCAUAAAGACCUUCCAAGUUCUGGCCCCACAUUUUACGCCUUGGAGAACUCAAGAUGUCAGGUGACCUGCCUGUGAAGGUGAAGAAACUAGCCAAGCUGAAAACACUGGACACUAAGUCAGGUAAAACAUCUGGAGUUAUGGAACCAACAUGGUUUGAGAGAGUGAGUUGGUGUGUAAAAACAUGUUCUCCCAACCUGUAGGUAUCUACACGGCACAUAAAAUAUUCCUUCAAAAAGACAAGUCUCAUCAAAAGACUCCUUAAAGGGAUCCAGAGGAAGAGGUGCAGAGUGCCAUCUUGAGGAGACAUCUGUUAGAACUCACCCAGAGCUUCAUCACCCCACUGUUGAGGGGACUGCCUUCCCUACCACACAUCCAUCCCACCCCUAUAUAGACUGUCUGUCCUGCUGCAUGCUGUGUGUCUCACCUGUCUCCCCCAGGAACGCUACCUGGCCAGCCUGAUGCCUCUGCUAGAGGUCUGUGACUCCUUGGAAGACCCCUCAGAUCCGUUUCCUUCAGUCAAGAGGAGUUCAUGGGGACGCUGGACCUCGGCUCACCUCUGUGCACAAAGGGGAUUGGGUGGGUCUGUCCACCUGCCACCUCAUCUGUCAUUUCUAAGUAUUGUAUCUAGUUGUGGCACAUAUUUUUCAAACAAAUCAUCCAUAAUGCAUUGCACUUUGAUGUAUGGCCUAGUAGGAAAUUCUUCAGGUCCCCCAACUUCGAUGGCUGGUAUCGCCUGCGACACGGAGAUGGCCCAGAAACCAGAAUGUCUCCACCUAGAGGUUACAUUUACAUUUAAGUCAUUUAGCAGACGCUCUUAUCCAGAGCGACUUACAAAUUGGUGCAUACACCUUAUGGUUGUCUGUGAUGCUGUGAGUUUAUCCCCACAACCUUGUUCACUCACACCUAAAGACAUUAGUUUAACUCGACUUACAGAGCAUCAUGUGACCAAUAAACUCAACCACACGACUCCACUGACUUUAAUUCAGUUAGGAGUCCUUUCCCUACCCAUAAGAGUUGGUUCGUUUGAAUGUUUUGUUAAUGAUCUACUCACCCAGGACCUGCUGGGUUGGACCAAAGGCAAGUCAGAGGUGGACCUGCUCCUGAAGCUGAGGGAAACUGAUCAGUAAAACCCAUCAAUAUGUCCAUUACACUCACCUCAACCAUUUGUAACAUGCUAUAUUUAGUGUAAGAAAUUAAUUCUGUGCCACAAACCAUUGCGUACUAUAGUCUGUCUGUCCCCCAAUCCAGAUGAAGGCUGGAAAGCAGCAGCUCCCAGUGAAGGAAGGGGUGCUGGAGAACCUAGAGGGCUACCUCCAGACUAUCAUCAACUCUGUACCAUAGGACAUGCUGACUGUACUACACAGAUACUGACUCUAACACUGACACACUGCUGAGAUACUGAUGCUGAAGUGUUUUUGUUGUUUUUUUUUGUCUUUUAAAAACAACCUGAAACUGAAAGUAUUGCCAUCAGCCAAACCACUACACCCUCUGAGUAAUAUAAUGUAGCAAACUAGAAGUUUAGGUGAUAUUAGAAACAUGGCUAAUAUUUUAAUUAUGCUAAUUAUGACAAUAAUAUUAGAUCAAGGGGAAUAGAGAGUAGUUGAAAUGUAGACUUUAUGAGAUUAUGCCUUCACUAAGUAUCCUGAUUAUUACUAGUGGGAUUGAAGCAUAUACCUGUGGAGAGGGACAUGUUUGAGUAUAGCCUUUUGCUCUAUUAUCUAUUCCAGCUAUUCAGAUGUAACAUGCAUAGUUGUUAGCGUAAAAUAUAACUAUCAUAUUUUAAAACUCCUGUCAUUAAACACAUAAAAGGGGUAAAUUACAUUUAAGUGACUACAUUUUGAGGCUUUCAUCAAUCUCAGUAUUUUCUAUUGAUCAAGCACAAAUAAGUCAUACUACAUUGAAACACCUCUAAAUAGCCAGGUUACAAAAUCUUAAGAGUUUAGUUUAUGUACAAAGGUAUGUGGACACCCCUUCAAAUUAGUGGCUUUGGCUAUUUCUGCUACACCCGUUGCUGACAGGUUUUUUUAAAAUCGAGCAAACAGCACUGCAAUGUCCAUAGACAAACAUUGGUAGUAAAAUGGCCUGUACUGAAGAGCUCAGUGACUUUCAAUGUGUCCCCAUCAUAGGAUGCCACUUUUCCAACAAGUCAGUUUGUCAAAUUUGUGGAAACGUCUAGGUGCAACGACAGCUCAGCUGUGAAGUAGUAGUCCACACAAGCUCACAGAACGGGACCCCCGAGUGCUGAAGCGUGUAGAAAUUGUCUGUCCUCGGUUGCAACACUCACUACCGAGUUCCAAACUGCCUCUGGAAGCAACGUCAGCACAAUAACUGUUAGUCGGGAGGUGAGUUUCCAUGGCUGAGCAGCCACACACAAGCCUAAGAUCACUAUGCGCAAUGCCAAGCGUCGGCUGGAGUGGUGUAAAGCUCGCCGCCAUUGGACUGGAGUGGUGAAUCAUGCUCCACCAUCUGGCAGAUGAAUCUGGUUUUGGCGGAUACCAGGAGAACCCUACAUUCCCCAAUGCAGUGCCAACUGUAAAGUUUGGUAGAGGAGGAAUAAUGGUCUGGGGCUGUUUUUCAUGGUUCGGGCUAGGCCCCUUAGGGAAAUCUUAACGCUUACGACAUUCUAGACGAUUCUGUGCUUCCAACUUUGUAGCAAGUUUGGGGAAGGCCCUUUCCUGUUUCGGAAUGACGAUGCAUAAAGCGAGGUCCAUACAAAAAUGGUUUGUCAGGAGCAGUGUGGAAUAACUUAAGUGUCCUGCACAGAGAGCCCUGACCUCACUAAUGCUCUUGUGGCUGAAUGGAAGCAAGUCCCCACAGCAAUUUUCUAACAUGUAGUGGAAAGCCUUCCCAGAAGAGUGGAGGCUGUUAUUGCAGCAAAGGGACCAACUCUAUGUCAAUGCCCAUGAUUUUGGAAUGAGAUGUUCGACGAGCAGGUGUCCACAUACUUUUGGCCAUGUAGUGUACUUGGUGCACAGUAGACAUGGCUGAAACUGCACUUAUUUCUUUAAUGUUAUAGUGGUCAACGAGUGCAUAGAACACACGUAAUACAUGCAUCAUCUCUUGUGGGUAUAGGCAGUUUUUUUUGUUUGAAGUUGAUAGUGCCAAUCCUAGCCAAAGCCACACCAGCUCCAAGCUAAUUCUGCUAAGAUAUUCAUCCAUCAGCUAACAUCUUUCUCCAACCUUUAUUACAUUGCCGGUUACCAGUGAACGUAAAACGAAUGCAGCUGAUCAGGGCUUCUACCUCAUUCACUGCACUCCCGUUUGUCUGUCUACUAGGCCUGUGUUUACAUAGGCAGUCCAAUUAUGAUCCCCCCCCCUAAUUCGUCUUUUGACCAAUCAGCUCAGAUGUGAAAAGAUCUGUGAUUGGUCAAAAGACUAAUUAGUGGAAAAAAAUAUCAGAAUUGGGCUGCCUGCAUACACACAGCCCUAUUGUUUCUCAAAUAGGUACAGUAUAUGUGGUACUUAAAUACUUUUUCUUCAGUUUGUUUUGUGAAGUACUGUAAUGGCAUUUGGUCACUAGGGAAGCAGUAAACUGCAGUUUUCAUACGAGUAUUGAUAAUACUGAUAUACUAUUUGGAUCCUGGUGUUUACUUAUUUAUAAUAACCUAUAGUUAUUUUUUAUAUUUAAAAAAAUGGUUUCUGAUGCAAAUAUACCGUUAGCGUUACUAAUAAAAUGUGGAAACAG
Messenger RNA from Oncorhynchus keta (chum salmon), 4780 nucleotides. RefSeq names its product protein DENND6B-like. Lineage: Eukaryota; Metazoa; Chordata; Actinopteri; Salmoniformes; Salmonidae. Gene Ontology annotation, cellular component: recycling endosome. The transcript has 8 exons. The record is from RefSeq and is a predicted model, not a curated record. Gene Ontology annotation, molecular function: guanyl-nucleotide exchange factor activity. The coding region runs from base 320 to 910 and encodes 196 amino acids.